GCGGACAGACCUAAUAACAACGAUCGUCACUGUGUAGAAAUGAGAGAGUUUAAUAACUACAUGUGGGAUGAUUCGUCUUGUACUGCUACAAAACGGACGUUAUGUCAAAUAGGAAUUCCUGCCUGCGGUGACCCAGGUGAACCUUUGCAUGGCUAUCGUUUACCAGACGAUAGAACAACUUACUCUGUCAAUGCUACUCUUCAUUUCACCUGUCAGGAGGGCUAUACAUUAUCAGGAGAAAGUGUUUUAAGUUGUAUGAAUAGUGGAGCAUGGAAUCAUCAAAGACCAUCGUGUGAAUCUGUCGAGUGUGAGGGAAGCCCACCAGAGGUCGCCCUUGCAUCCACCAUGAUACUAGGAUCAGCGUAUCAAGAUAUAGCUCUAUACACCUGUCAAGAUGGUUAUAUUCCUGAUAAUGAACCAAUCAGCUUCUGUCAGCAUUCAGGCACAUGGAGUACCCCUAAAUUUACUUGUUCAGCACUCAGCCCGUGCUCCAGUAACCCCUGUUUUAAUGGAGGGACCUGCACCGUGAAUGGAUCAGCGUUCACAUGUACAUGUCCUUCAAGUUACACUGGUCCAACGUGUGAAGAAGAGUUCAGCCCGUGUAACAGCAGCCCCUGUAUGAAUGGAGGUACUUGCUCAGACGUAGAUGAAUCGUCAUUCAGCUGUACAUGUACACCAGGCUACAUUGAUCCAACGUGCAAUGAAGAGAUAAUGCUUACGACGCCAAUCACCUUUACUACGCAAGCUACUCCGCAAAGCACAGAAUCACAAACAGAAUCAAAUUCCGCUGGAGGUUCUUCAAGUUCCAUAGCAACUGUCAUAGGAAGCGUUGUUGGUGCUAUUCUUGGGAUUGUUAUCAUUAUAGUUCUCAUCAUCAUCUUUUACAAGCGAAGAAGCAAUGAAUCAGCCACUACUAAGUCUAAAGGGAAGGAGUCCGAUUCGUCUCCGCAGUAUGAGAACCCUGUAUUUGAUCAGUCACAGACAGACGCCCAUACCUACCAAGACCUGAAUACUAUCACCCAUACCUACCAAGAUUGUAAUACCGAUGUUCGGAGCUACGAUGAUAAUGUCGACCCUCAUACCUACCAAGAAGCUAACUACGAAGAAGUGAAUGAUGCCAAAGAGAAAAAUUAUGUCAACGAUACUAUGAUAAAACAAAAUAAAGUGUUAUUGGGCUGAUUAAGAAUUGAAUACAUGAGAAGAAGAUAGAUCCAAGUCCAUCAUAAUAAUUUUGAUUUUAAAAAAAAAGGUUGUUUAUAAAUUUGAGAGACAAAAUAUUUUCAGUCUUAAUUCAUUGCAUAAUAUAUGUCCAUGUAUCAAUUAUUCCGUGAAGAUGAAACCAUGUUUAAAAAUUAUAAUGAAAUAUUAACAUUUAUCUUAAAAACUGGAGAGAAAAUAUCUAUGCUGAUGCACUUGGGCGCUUCCUCUCGUGUAUCCAAAUAGAAUACAAAUAUCCUCUUCAUUGAAAUUUGUUUCCUAUUGUUAUUUUCUGAAUAAUGUAAUUGAUGCAUAAGGAAGAAAAGUUAUCAAAAAAUAUCAUGACUUCUUUUCAUCCUGUGCUCCUCCUUCGUUUUCACAAUGUCUACUCGUGUUAUUCCCAGAAACCUUGAUAUCGACGAUCAGUAGAAAGAUUCUCUGUAAAAUACCAUGUUGGCAGUAGUCUGAUACAUUUGGGUAAAUAAGUUGAAGACCUUAGGUCCCAUCAAAACGUGAAAGUCAGGGUACGGGACUAGUUUCUUUAAAUGGAUUCAUGUAUACUGAUCUUCCGUCAUUGCAGUACCGUCAUUUUUUUAAUAAUGUGAUUGAUGUAUAACAAAAACUCUUACAUCAUGGAGCAACAAAACAUGAUUUUAUUUCGAAAACUGAAUUCAUUUUUCUAUCUGCAGAGGUAUCUAAUGAAACCGAUUUUAGAAAUAUAAGAUAUGUUUGGAAUGAUUCGAUGCAGGUACAAAUACAAAGGACAAUUUAUUUAGUCAUCUGUAUACACGUAUGCCAUAAAGUACGAAAGCAUAUUUCAUCAUGUUAAUAGUGUUUUGAGAUAUCGGUAAGAACGCUUUUAUAUUAUACUGUUCCUUUUUAUAUGUAUUGAUUGCUAUCUUUAACGCCUGUUAUUGCUGGUGGAAAACAUUUUUUGACAUCAUGUAAAAGAAUGAAUAUACCAUCAAAUAUUUGUAUUAUUAGCAUAAUUAUUGUUCAUAUUAUUACUAUUAUUGUUAUUAUUAUUACUACAACUACUAUUACUACUAUUACUAAUACUACUACUUCUACUAAGCAGUGGAAUUCAAGUUAAUUAAUAAGUUGUUAUGGUGUAAACGCUGAAUUUAAAUAUAAAAAUGUAAAAGACAUAGACUAUGCACAAUGAAACCAACGUGAAAGCAUUGUGUUAUGUCAGGAUGGAUGUUUAGGUAAAAAUGUAAAUACAUGUAUAUAGUAGAAUUAAAAGGCAAGUAGUAGAAUUAGACGAUGCAAUCCAAAUCAGCAUUAGUAUAUUACCAUAUGAGUAGAGGAUGUUUGAGCACAAAUACAUGUGAAUAGUUAUAGCAAGAAUCAUAGAACACACCAUAAGCAAACAUCAAGGAAUAUUAACAAUAAAGAAUACAAAAUGAAAAACUGA
This is a messenger RNA of Strongylocentrotus purpuratus (purple sea urchin), 2614 nucleotides long. RefSeq names its product delta and Notch-like epidermal growth factor-related receptor. Bases 40 to 1179 code for a protein of 379 amino acids. The record is from RefSeq and is a predicted model, not a curated record. NCBI's taxonomy places the organism in Eukaryota, Metazoa, Echinodermata, Echinoidea, Camarodonta, Strongylocentrotidae. Gene Ontology annotation, molecular function: calcium ion binding; Notch binding. The transcript has 8 exons.